Callithrix jacchus (white-tufted-ear marmoset) is the source of this 6194-nucleotide messenger RNA. RefSeq names its product melanoma-associated antigen B10-like. The record is from RefSeq and is a predicted model, not a curated record. NCBI's taxonomy places the organism in Eukaryota, Metazoa, Chordata, Mammalia, Primates, Cebidae. Gene Ontology annotation, cellular component: nucleus. Gene Ontology annotation, biological process: negative regulation of transcription by RNA polymerase II.
GUCAGAGACACUUUUGAUCUGCGGAGUCGCAAAAGCUGAACAUCAUCCCCACAGAGUUAUUUAGACGACACCUUGCACUGUUCGAAUGCAAAAGAAGAUGUGUUUUCUUAACUGAAGAAAGUCGUCACGUGUGAACUUUCUGACCAUACUGUGGAGCAGUGCUAAUAAGGAGGUCACAGGAUCACCUGCUCUUUUGGCUGCUGCACCUGAAGACAGUCAUCAUGCCUCGAGGUCAGAAGAGUAAACUCCGUGCCAGGGAAAAACGCCGUCAGGCCCAAGGAGGGCUGGAAGAUCUGUUAAGUGCUUUGGCCAUUUUAGAAAAGGAGGAAGAACAUCCCCCCUCCUCUUCUGUUUGUUUGAAGGAUGUUUCCCAGCAUUCACUUGAUGGGACAUCCAACAAUCCCCAUGGACUUUCGGGAGGCCCAUCCGCCAGUACAUCUGCUAUGGCUGUUUCACAUACAAGACAUACCGAAGGUUUCAACAACCAAAUGGAAAAAAGACCAAGAUGCACACAAGAUCCAGCAGUCACUGAUAACUUUCCCAGAGGCCUUCUAGGUGAGAAAGUAGCUAUGUUGGUGCAUUACUUGCUGUUCAAGUACCAAAUGAAAGAGCCCAUUACAAAGGCAGAUCUGCUGAGAAAUGUAACCCAAAUGUCCAAGAGCCAAUUCCCUAUAAUUCUGAGCAGAGCUUCUGAGCACCUGGAGCUGAUCUUUGGUCUUGACCUGAAGGAAGUGGAGCCUAAUAAGCACAUCUAUGUUCUUGUCAACAAACUGGAUCCUGGCUGUGAUGUAGAGUUUAGUGAUGAGCCAAGCGUGCCCAAGACUGGCCUGCUGAUGACUGUCCUGGGUAUUAUCUUCACAAAGGGUAAUUGUGCCACUGAGGAGCAAGUCUGGAAAGUGCUUAAUAUGAUGGGAUUACAUGACGGAAUUGAGCACAUCAUUUUUGGGGAGCCCAGGAAGCUCCUAACCAAAGAUUUGGUGAAAGAAAAUUACCUGGAGUACCAGCAAGUGCCCAAUAGUGAUCCUCCAAGCUAUCAAUUCCUAUGGGGCCCAAGAGCCCAUGCCGAAACCAGCAAGAUGAAAGUUCUUGAGUUUUUGGCCAAAAUAAAUAAUGCAGCUCCCAGUGACUUCUCACCCUGGUAUACAGAGGCUUUGCAAGAUGAAGAAGAGAGAGCCAGAGCCAGAGCUGCAGCUAAGGCUCACAUUACUGCCGUGGCCCAUGCACGUUCCAAGGUUAAGUCCAGCAACCCCUCCCAACUGCAGUAAAGUCUGAGGCAGAUUGUUUACUUUGUGUUUGAAAAGAAAUCCACAUUCUGAGCUGUGGGUGGUCAGGGUGGGGCUGGAGACAACACAGUGAGUAAUACGUUUGUGCUCAUGUUCUAUGUGGUGACUUGGAAUUUUUUAAGAUGUUGUUCCUUUAAUAGAUGGUUAAAGUAUCACCAGUAUCUAAGUUUAUGAAUGACAUUGCUAAAUUUUUCUGUAUGUGAGAUUAAGAGUAAGCGAUUUAUUGUUUUAUAAGUCCAGUUGGGAAUCUCUUCAUUUAUUUAAGGAUUGAAACACAAUAGCAUGGUAGUAAAUUAGGCAUUUUCUAAUUCAAUGUGAAAUAGUUUAGGAGUGUAAUAAAUGGGAUCAAGAAAUAGAGAAAAGAGUGAAGGAUGGCUAAUUAUUGCAUUCCCUUUUGACUUGUGUUCUGUUAUUAUGUAGAAUUAUAAUAUAUAUGCCAGGAUAGGCUUACAUUAUUCAAGAAUAUAUAAUUAAUGACAUUUUAAUAAAUUAGACCUUUUACACAUUGGCUCAUUUAUUCCUCAAACAUUAAUUGAGCAUCUGCUCUUUGGAAGGCCUUGUGCUAGGAUGUCAGGACAAGGAAGAUCUACCUGUGCCCAUUGGGUUUUAGAAUCUAGGAGUAGAUAUUAUAUAAGGAAUAUGGUGAGAUAACCACUAAGACCUAAAGGACAAGUUAAAGAAAGUCAGAAUGUAGGAGGAGGGUUAUCUAGAUGAGAGCAUGAAAUACAAAUGCCUUAAGGCAAGUGGGAUUGGAGGCUUGGAAAAUUGAAAGUCUUUCAGUGUAAAUCAAGUGUGUGUGUGUGUGUGUGUGUAUGUUUCUCACUCUUGUCACCCAGGCUGGAGUACAGUGGUGGGGUCACAACUCACUUCAGCCUCAACUUCCUGGGCUCAGGUGAUUCUCCUCCCUCAGCCUGCCGAGUAGCUGAGACUACAGGUGCAUGCCACCAUGCCUGGUUAAUUUUUAUAUUUUUAGUAGAGAUAGGGUUUUGCCAUGUUGCCCAGGGUGUUCUCCAACUCCUGGACUCAAGCAACUGCCUGCCUCAGCCUUCUGAAGUGCUGGGAUUACGGGUGUGAGCCACUGUGCUUGGUUGGUCAGAUUAGGCUCUGAGAGUGAUGAGCACUGACUAUUCUCUCUGAAGACAUGUCCAGGGUUGAAAGACUAAGGUCUGGAAUGGACAAGAAGUUAUAGCACUUGCUUGGGCUUAUGGAUAAACCAGAAGGAAAUCUUCAUCUGGGACAGGAAUGAAAGGUUUCCUGUGCUCCCCUAACUCCAAUGCAGUUGAACACAGACCACAAACCAUGUGUUCUACGCACAGCAUCUCCAGCAAGUUUCUGAGAAAUAAGAGUAAUACUGUUUUAACAUGGGAUGCUCAGAAGCCACUUUACUAACACUCUUUGCUCUGGCCUGGGAAAGACAGAGCCUGUGUUAUUUUAUUUUGUGUUGCUAUAAUAGAAUGCCAGAGACUGGGUUACUUUUAAGGAAAAUAAUUUUUUUCACAGUAGUGGAGGCUGGAAAGUCCAAGAUUGAGGUGUUUGGUGGCACCUAGGGAGGGAUGCCUUGCUGGGCCAUCCCACGGCAGAAAGUGAGGCAGUGAAAAAGAGAAAGCAAAAGAAAAAGGGAUCAAAUAUACCUUUUUGAAACAAACCCACUCUUGUGAUAAAGAUAUUAAUCCAUUUAUAAGGGAAGAGUUCUCAUGGCCUAAUUACUUCUCAUACCACACAAUACUGUUGGAUUGGGGAUUAAGUGUCUACCACUUGCCUUUUUGGGAGACACAUUCAUAUCAUGGCAGAGUCCGUUCUAUUAAUAGGGUAUUUAUACUAGGUUAUCUUGAGUGUAAUUUGGCGAACUCAAAGCAAGGGAUAAGUGUUUUGAUGGGAAUGAAUGAGGAAGUCCUUGACACAUUUUCUAGGAGCAUCUAGCUGAGCUGCAUCUAGCUCGGGAAGAUUCUUCCAACACAUAAUAUAAAAAAUGUAUAUCCUCAAAAAGAUUCUUACCAAGUAAGUAACUUUCUCUUGCUAAGAAGUAUUUUGAUUGAUUUGGUUUUCCAUGUCCUAGAGGGCUACAUAGUCUCUUAACAUCUCCAGGAUGAAAAGCAAAUUAAAAAUUUCCAAGAGGGAAGGUUGGUAGUGUUUGCAAUCUAAAAUAGAAUAGUAAAACUUGUUAGUUAUCAAAAACCCAGUACACACUAACACUGUGUCAGCUGCCCUACACAAAUAUCUUACAUUCUACAAGUCAGACUUCACAAGGUAUACAUGAGCCAAAGAACAAAAUAACUGCAUCAAGCCCAAAGAACUUGAGGCUCAUAGAACUUUGCAGUUUUCGAGUUCACAUAUUAGUGACAGGGCUGAGAUGAGACCUCCUGGUCUGAAUUCCUCUACGGCCCACACUGUUCCACUCCUCUCAGCCUGAAGCUGAUCUUGGGUCUACUAAUUCAUUUAUCUUCUCGCUACUCCACAAUGUCUCUCAGACAAAGGAAAGAAAGACCCUGUGGUCAAAACACUAAAAGCAGGCCCUAAAAAGGAAGGUGAGAAUGAGAAUGAGACACAAUCUGUGACUGUCUGUGGGAUUCACUGGCCUGGUGUACUCCCACCUUUAGCCCCAGAUUCUUCUGCAGCUAAGUCUACCCUGGUCCCUUCACAUGGGUUCGGUCUAGCACUUUCCUACAUUAUCCUGUCCUUCCCCUGAUUCUUCCCCAGUGUGUCCUUCUGCCCAAACUGGAACGGACUUGCUGGCCAGCUUCACUGUGUCCUUCUCUGGAGCCUGCACUUGCUCCCAGAGGAACAGACAGCCCAGACUUGCCUACCUUUUCCUGGACAUAGAAGCUUCUAACUGCCUAGAAGUCCCAACCCUCACCUUGGAUUCCCAUAACAGCAACAGCCUCUUCUGUGUAAUUGCUCACUUCAAAUAGUAAAGCUUAGAUACUGCAUCAUCUCUAGGAGCCUCCACCACACUCAAAGUGUUUUCAAAUCUGCUGGUGAGGAGAGUCUGUUUUGGCACAGAGUUGACUGAUAUUUUAUCCUGAAGCAGAGAUAUAAUCCUAAAGUAGAGAAGAGGUUUUAGAAAACAGGUGAGAUUGGAGAGAGGUUUUAAUCAGGUGACUUUUUGAAUGUUGCUACUAAAUCUAUACACUGAUGAAUGAGCCUAACUAAGCGCCAAAAUUCAAAGCUUCCCUCCUAGAUGUUAAAUGAGGAAAGACGAAGGAAAUCACCAUGAAGCAACCAUCUGAAGAGGGUGAAUUCUUAUAAAUUCUGUAGUCUUUCCAGAAAGUUGUAGUAGUUCUCUAUGGUAGCUGUACAAAAUUACCACAAACUUAGUGGUUUACAACAGCACACAUUUAUUAUCUUUGUAGGGUUUAUUGUCUACAUUUCUGUAUGUGUGAAGUAUGGAGCUGUUCUGCUAGAGUCUGUACUCAGAGUUGCACAAGGCUCAAAUCAAGCUUUCAAGUUCAGUUACAUAACCUUUAAUGCUCUGCAAAGUGCCUGUGGUCAUAUAACAAAGCGUAUUCAUUUUUCAGGGAUAAGGGUAUAAGCAUCUUUGUGAAGCAAUUAUUCAGCCUAUUAUUGAUGUAGAAAAUGUGUCUUUGGCAGACAUAUCAGCUUUGAUAAGAAAAAAAUAAAUUCACCAUAAUUCUCCUGACUUUUGUUUUUAUUUGCCCCAAGGGAAAGUCCUACUUUUCAAUGUGUGUAAAGACACAGUGUACAAGUGUUUAGGUGUGUUAAUCAGGUGGUAGCAGAGACUCCCAAGUUAUGAUUUAGACCACGCACUAAAAGGAAGAAUACCAUCCUCCAUAUUUUCAGAGUAUUGCAAAGGUCAGUAGAGAAAGGUACUAUUUAGUGAUGAGAGACAAAGGAUCAUUCUUGCUGAGAUUUUCAUGGCUCUUUAGAAAAUUUGUGUAAUCCUACAUUUGAAAACAACUGUCACACAGUACCCACUAGAAAAAUUUUUCAAAUUGCAAGGCAAUUUUGGCCUUCUCAGAAACUUCUCCAAGAAUAGAAAUUGUUGUCAAAACAAAGUUUUAUAUUUGCUUUUUAUUGAGCACCUAAUAGGUAAUAGAUUUUGGGAGAGGCUGCAAGUUUCCAUCCACUUGCUUUGCUGCCCUUCCCGGGCAUGUGGGGAGACUAUAUCCCACAGUCCAUUUGUUGUUAGAAAGGGCCACUGAAAUAUAAACAGAAGCUAUGCUUGUCAUUUUCAGGCCAAGGCAUUUGAGAAUCAGUAUGUUAGUUCUAUGCUUUCUGGUCUAUUCAGCAGCAAAUAUGGAGCUGUCAUGAUGAGAUGUGGCACCACAUGAUAGAAGUAGCCUGGAUCCCUGGGUCCCCUGACAGCAAAGACCCCCGUUAACUCACAUCAAAUUUUAUAUGCGUGAAAAAUAAACUUUUGUUGUGCUAAGACUUUAGGAUUUCAGGCUUCUUCCAUUACUUCCACUAGCAGUGACUAUCUGAAUAUUGCACAGCUAUCAUUUCUGUCAUUAGUUUUACUUAAAUAUAUUAAUUACUCAAAUAUUCUUGAGGCUUAAGAAAAUUCUAACACUAUGGAUAAAUCGCAAUUCUAUUCCAGUGUUCGGUUUCUCCAAAAUGUAUUCCCUACCAGAAGUAACCACCAUUAAAAACCUUGUAUUUUUAUUUUUAUAUAUAUUCUAGGCAUUUUUCUUAUGUAUAUGUGGUAGAAAAAAUAUUGUGAGCUUUUAACGUAUAUGUAUACUAAUGUACCUUUUGUUGUACCUGUUGCGUUUGUCACUAAAUAAAAUGGAUGCAGGAACUUUCCACAAGAGCACAUAUACAUUCCCCUCACUGUUUACUACCAAGAAUUUCAAAGGACGUAUGUGUCAUAAUUAAUUUAAUAGUUCUUCUACUAAUGGAUGCAUAAGAUGUUUUCCAUUUAUUGCUAUCACUAAUCAGAUUGAAAUAAACAUU